Rubroshorea leprosula is the source of this 2713-nucleotide messenger RNA. NCBI's taxonomy places the organism in Eukaryota, Viridiplantae, Streptophyta, Magnoliopsida, Malvales, Dipterocarpaceae. The record is from the annotation of a GenBank genome assembly.
CGGUUUGGCGCGUUCCGCCGCAGGUGAGAAUCAGGUGCCUCCCUUUCUUCUCCAUCGAACUCGAAAAAGCCUAAUAAUUUCUCUGCAACUUUGCCCUAGCUCUCAUUGUUUAUCUUUGAUCUUCUCCCCACGAUUGCCUGCAUCUGCAUGCAUUUUGUUUCUCUGAAGUUUACUAGAUUGUUAGAGGGAACUUGGAAAAUGGAAAUCGAUUCAUUACUAAGGAGAGUUGAAUAGAGAUCUGUUCCAGAUGUCCACCUUUGGUUUCUGCUACUCAUAAGAAUGCUAGGACAAGAGAGAGUGGACCAAACCAAUAAUUAAGGAGAGCUGGAUUUAUUUUGUACCACAUCCCCAUUGUGCUCGGUUGUACCACUGCAGUACUUGGAUUGAAGGGUUGAUUAACAGUUUGCUACGAGUUUUGUGUAUAAGAGGUUUCUUUCAGAGCUAAUUGAGGAUUAAAGUAGACUACAGACUGAGUAGAUGUUUUUAUUUAAGCUACAGACUGACUCCUCAGGAUAUAUUCUAUGCUGCUAUGUAUGUUUCAUGGAAUAUACCUGGAUUAAUAUGGACAAGAAAAGAAUUUAAGGAUCUGCUCCAGAAAAAUGUCUACCUUUAAUCCUCAGCUCUAUCUGGUGUCUCGUAAGUUUGCUGCUCAGGUUGGCUUAAUUGGAGAUUGAUAGGGACAUGCGAGCUAUCUCCAGAGUCAAAACCAUAUUGAGUGAAGGCGUCUGCAUUUGAGGUACUUACAUCCCUUGUGCUAUAAACCUGGGACACGAACCAUCAUUUUCAAGCUCAGUCAAAUUUAUAGUUGAUUAAGUCAUCUUACGAUGUAAUUUGAAAGUAAUUUGGUUGGCGAUGUCUUAAGUUAGUGUCAGUGUGUGGAAUACCUUCUUGUAUAAUUCCAUGUUUUCUUGACGGAUGUGAUUAACCUUCUUGUGUAGUUCCACAUUUUCCUGAUGGAUGAGGUUCCCCUGUAAAGAAGCAAGUGCCAAAUAGAUAUUAGAACUGAAGAUAUUGUGAAGUUAUAAUUGUGACAUUUAAAAGGAAUUUACCCUUUGGUUUAGUUCUUCUAUUUCAUUGUUCAAUAUCUGUUCCUGCAGAAGAUGAAAAGAUAAGCAUGUUAAGAGACGAACACCUCGCAAACUCAUCUCCAGUUGAUUCUCCAGGUUUUGGAGGUCUUUGACACUCAAACCAUACAGCUGCUCUCCCAUCAAUUUUCUGCCUCAUCAGAUUGUAUGUUUUCAGUCCUAUAUCCUUCUUAGUUACUGAAGAUGGUUUUUUGUGUGGUAUCAUGACUGUAUCAUGAGAUGCUUAAUGUAGUGCAUUUUGUGCGAUGAGUAGUGGUUGUGAAAUGUGGACCCUAAAUAACUCUUACAGUCUUAUUACUUUCACGGAUUAUUUGAUUUUAUGCGCCAGCCUUUUUGAAUCCAGGUAUUUAAAUGAUAUGUUCCAAGUUAGAAAGAAGGGUAUGGAGAGUAUUUCUGCUGUCACCUCUCAUUUCCUGUUCAAAAUUAGAUUUUCCCUGUGAUUAUGUAGGCCCAAGUUUUUCAAAUUUUGGAUCAGUAGAAUGGAAACAGGACUCUCUAUGACAUCUAGGAUUGAAGUCUUGGUCAGAAUUGGAUUACAAAGUGUUAUGCUUGUAGCUAUAUGGCUACAUCAUGCAUUAAAGGUACUGACAAUGGGAAGAGCUUCCUUACUAAUAGCUGAAGUGUUUGUUGGGGGUACCUAAUAGGGAGGAGUGCUCAAUUGAGUGAAAGUUGGGAGCUUGGUAAUGUUCAUCUUUGCCUUGCAGGGUUCAACAAAAAUGGCCAUGGGAAAUAGCCCAGGCAAUUAGUGCUUUGUGGGUGUAAUAGCUUCUACAGGGAUAUCUGAAGACCAUCCAUAUGAGACGUUGGAAUCGGCCCCACUGCCUUUUUGGGUUUGGAUUCUGUUACCUGAAUAGCUAUUUCAUGGGUGUGUUAGAAAGCAAAUAGGGUAGACAGAUCACUUGGAUGGAUCUUGGUUACCAUCCUUGUUGAGGAGCUUCUUUUCCUAAUUCCCAUAGAUGAUGCUUGCUACAUGGCUUACAUUAGCUUAUAUGCAUCUUCGAGGUUGUUGUCUUCAGCUUUUUCUUUGUUCGUAAUUUGUCCAUGGCAUGAUAAGGUCUCUUCUAAUCUCUUAUUAUCUGAGUAGCAGUUGGGUUUUGUUCAUGAAAUGCCCAGAGACAUACAUUAGAGCCAAAAUGUGAUUGGUUCUUAGAAUUUUAUCUCAUUGUACAUACUACAUGGGGCAUGCACAAGCUUUCAUUAAGAUCCUUAUACUAGAUAUGUACCAAUUCUUUGGAUUUUAUAGAUUAAUGAACUUUUUCCAUAGUUAAAAGUGUAGGACUGAUUAUAUUAGGUGUAAAUCAUACGCUAAGUUUUGUCAAGUCUUGAUUCGUAAGUUGCACCUUUUAGGAAACGAUUUGGUAGAGGCAAAACAUCAAACAACUAGUUUUUGCCUAGCCGGGUGCUUACAAUUUUUGUAGUGCUUAUUUCUGUGAUACUCUAAACAUAGAAUCUUAAUCAUAUUUCUAAUGCUUGAGUAAAUAGAAGGGAAGAGCUGGAACUCAGUAUUGUGAACAUAUAUAAUAAUUGCACUCAAUUUAACCAACUUUAACCGAAUAUGAAUAUCUUAUGUAAAAAAAUUUGGACCAUGCCAAUGGCAAGUUGGCGAACCUGCUGUGUCUCAUUUCCUU